AAGUUGGCACAAAAUGGAUGCUGCUUGCAAAUACAUCAAUUUCAACUAAACAUCGACUUGCAAAAUGGGAAAUCAAUUAGUCGGCAUCGCGCCUAGUCAAAUAUUUCCAGUAGAACAUUAUUUGACGGACCAUAGUGACUUAUUAUUUGAUGUAAACUUAGGAAGCACCAGAUUUUUUAAAGUGGCCAGAGCCAGAAGCCAAGAGGGUCUCAUAGUAGUAAAAGUUUUUGCUAUUCAUGAUCCAACAUUGCCAUUAUCAGCGUACAAGGAUAAACUUGAGGAGAUUAGAUCUAAGUUAGCAUCUGCCGUAAAUUGCCUACCAUUUCAAAGAAUGAUUCUCACAGAAAAAUCAGGGUCGAUAAUGAGAGAAUACGUGAAGUAUUCGCUUUAUGAUAGAAUUAGUACUAGGCCAUUUUUAACAACUAUAGAGAAAAAAUGGAUAACUUUUCAAGUUUUAUAUGCAUUACAUCAAGCACAUAAGUUUGGAGUAUGCCAUGGUGACAUAAAGUUAGAAAAUAUUAUGAUUACCAGCUGGAACUGGAUUCUACUCACAGAUUUUGCAAGUUUUAAACCGACUUACUUACCCGAAGAUAAUCCAGCUGAUUUUUCAUAUUUUUUUGAUACAUCUAGGAGAAGAACAUGUUACAUUGCGCCUGAACGGUUUGUGAAAACAUUAUCGUCAGAAUUGUGCAAUACAUUAUUAUUAUCUGAGCAAGAGUUAAAAACGGGUGAUUUGCAUCCAAUGAUGGACAUUUUUUCUGCAGGCUGUGCUUUAGCAGAGUUGUAUAAUGAAGGACACCCUCCAUUUGACUUUUCUCAACUAUUAGCAUAUAGAAACAAUGAAUACUCUGCGAACAAGCAUCUGGAUGCCAUAGAGGAUCCAGGAAUACGUGAAUUGCUUGCGUCUAUGCUGGAAAGAAAUCCAGCAAACAGGAAAAGUGCUGAAAUUUAUUUGGCGCAGGCUCGUGGUACGAUAUUUCCGGAAUAUUUCUAUUCGUUUCUGCAGUCGUAUAUGCUUAUUUUCUCUGCUGCUCCGAUUCUGUCGCCGGAUGAAAAAAUAAAUAGACUCAAAAAAGAUAUCGGUAAUAUUAUUAACAUUUUGAAAGCAGAAGAAAAUGAAAAGAUAAAAAAUGAUAGAGAGGAAACAACUAGGAGUAUUCAAUUUAAUAAUAGCGCAGAAUUAUUAAAACACGAUUCUGGCCAUAGUGAAGAGAAUACUGUUGUGGAUGGCGACAGUGAUCACAGUAUCGAUAAAAGUGAUCUAAACCAGAUAGAUGAGAAAACAGAUAGUAAAGAAUUCUCCUCUUCAGAGCCUUUAGAAGGUCUGGUUAUUAUAACUCAGCUGGUUACGUCGUGUAUACGAGGCUUGCAUCAUUCACAGUCGAAAUUGCAGAGUCUUGAAAUACUGCUUGAAUUAGCAGAAAAUACUUCAGAUGAAACGAUACUGGACCGCAUUUUGCCUUAUAUUUUUCAUUUGGUUCAUGACCCUGCUCCACGAGUGAGAGUAUCAGCUAUACACAUAUUGACGAAAUGUUUGCACCUUGUAAAAUCAAUUCCGCCGACAGAUGUAAAUAUUUUCCCAGAAUACAUUUUACCAGGUCUGGCGCAUAUCACACAAGACGAAGCAGUUAUAGUUCGGGCUGCAUAUGCGGAAAAUAUCGCACAUCUGGCACACAUAGCGCUACGUUACUUGGAGAAUUCUCACCUGUCGAAUUUGAGUAAUAAAGAAGGUCCAAAACCAAGUUACGAUAGCGAGCUUCAGACAUUACACGAAAUGGUUCAACAAUCUGUGUCCAUGUUAUUAACAGAUCCCCAGAAUUUAGUAAAGCAAACAUUAAUGGAGAGCGGAAUAAAUAAACUCUGUGUAUUUUUUGGCAAGCAAAAAGCGAACGAUAUUUUGCUAAGUCAUGUUAUCACUUUCUUAAAUGAUAAAGAGGACAAGGAAUUAAGGGGCUCCUUCUUCGAGUGUAUCGUGGGUGUAGCUGCUUAUGUUGGAUGGCACAGUAGUCCUAUACUUAUGCCUCUUCUUCAACAAGGAUUAGCAGAUCCUGAAGAAUUCGUGACGACUAAGGCUAUCAAUGCAAUGGCGACUCUCACCGAAUUGGGUCUUUUACAUAAAUCCGGGCUUUAUCAACUGCUAUAUGAGACUACAGUCUUUCUAGUGCACCCCAAUUUAUGGAUAAGACACGCGAUAGUCGGUUUCAUAUCCGCCGCGGCAAGAACACUCAGCUUGGUGGAUGUCCAAUGCAAAGUGCAGACAAUGAUCCAGCCGUACUUAAAACAUCCUCUGAUUCAAAUCGAAAUCGAGAUUUUAUUGUGGGAAGCUUUGGUACCGCCUAUACCAAGAAUUGUUUACGAUUCUGUCGUGAAGUAUUCCGAUGUAGAAGAACUGUUUCAAGUUCUUGAACAAAGACAAGCAGCUCGCGCUAAAGCAGUAACGGGAAUCGUGCCACAGUAUAACGAAAUGAGUACCUCGUUACGAAAUCUUUUCAGACGACUGAGUUCGGAAUCCAUGACCGAGACCGUUGAGGAUCAGUUGCUGAUAAUGAAACCACAUUUAAUGAAAAUUAAUAAGUAUCGGAAUUCGGUAGACGCAAAGCAAAGUACAGCUAAAUCCAUGGAUGGUAAACUGGAAUUAAGCUCUAUGAAGGACAGGAUACGACAUCACAUUGUAAUAUUAUAUCCUGACACGAAAGCCGACCUAGGUCUGCCACCAUUUAAACGAUUAGAUCGUAGAACAUCGGAUAGCGUCGGUACAUACGCAACGAUGAACCAAGAAUGGCGUACGAUGUUCGCAGCACAAGAUAACGUUCAACACACCGUGAAAAUGUCAGACAUGACUGGAAGUAGCGGUAGCCCUAGUCAAAGCUUGCACGGAGGGGAUAUACAUUUAUCACCUCAGCAUAGCUUGUCUGAUAUGAAUAGCAUAAACGAUCACUCUCUCCACGAGCGAUCAUAUAUUCAAUACAGGUGUGCACCUUGUAGAUUAGAGGUGAGACAGCUGACGUACAGGAAGCAAGAGCAGCAUGCUGCAGCAUUAAGAGCACAGCAUUGGGCUGAUAAUAUUGCAUGGCAAACCGGCUCAAGAUUAUUGCCAAGUGGCUGGAGACCUAGGGGAGUUUCGGUUGCCCAUCUCCAUGAACAUAGAGCAGCAGUGAAUAGGCUAGUUUCCAUACCAGACACUAGUCUAUUUGCAAGUAGCUCUGCGGACGGAUGUAUUAAGAUAUGGGACGCUAGUAAAAUGGAGGGUCGAAACAUAGCUAAUCGUUCUAGGCAAACACACAUGCACAGAGGUGGUCCUCUAGUUGGCCUGGCAGUGUGCGAUCAGGGGCAGUCGCUAGCAAGUUCUGCGAGUCAAUCGGGCACAGUGUUCGUCUUAAGAAUUGAACCGAAUUCGAGCAAAAUGAGCAUCAUUGGAACCAGACAAUUGGAUCUUCAGGAAGAAGGAUGCGCGGUGGACCUGCAGUACUUGGACUCAGGAUCGCAGUCGGUUCUAGUAUACGCUUCUCUAUAUGGUUCAUUGGUUGGAUGGGACUUGCGGUGUCCCGGUACAACGUGGCGUUUAGAGAACGACCUAAAAAACGGCGUGAUUACUUCCUUUUGUGUGAACAAUUAUCAACAGUGGCUGACACUUGGAACCAGUUCGGGUGUGCACACGUGUUGGGACUUGCGAUUUCAGUUACCGAUAACCAACAUCAAACAUCCCACCGGCGCAAGAGUUCGAAAAGUAAUCACCCACCCAACCGAACAUUCGUGGAUUAUCUCCGCUGUGCAGGGAAACAACGAGAUUUCCAUGUGGAAUCUUGAAACCGAUUUUCGGCAAAUGGUACUCUGGGCGUCGAGUGCUCCGCCUCUCAGCCAUUCUCAGGGUGGUCACAGUGUAUGCGCCUUAUAUUCCGGAUGCAUCGAUCGCUUUGGCUUUCUGCUAGCCGGCGGUGCCGACAUGAGACUACGUUUUUGGGAUUUGAAUACUCCUAGCGAAUCUUACGUCGCGCUACCUGCAGCCAACGACGCCACCCCUCCAAGUUCAUUAGCAUACGAGCAACGGUUGAUAGAUGGAACAAACGUCGUGCAAGAAGUCUUAGCCAACGAUGGGCCCGCGCCGUCGUCGUCCGUGGGAGGCAGCAGCGUUCGAACAAGAAACUCGGAAGAAGGUGGCCAGGGUCCAGAAACGCCACCGUCGGGCCACCACGACACGAUCUCUGCCGUAUCUAUGUCGAACACCUGUAUUCUGACUGGCAGCACGGACGGCUUGAUACAAGUUUGGAAAUGAUUGUUCUCGCUUCCGUCGUCCACGGUGUCCCGACUCUGCACAAAGUGUACAAAUGUUCUUUAGCGUAGAAAACGAUUCGACCAGACAUCGAGAUUUUGUACGAACGUGCUGCUACAGUAAUUCUGUGAUCUUUUAUUUGUAUAUACUAUAUACUGUGUACUGUAUAUAAACCGUAAUUUAUUAAGACCAUCGAUAGUCGUAAUGAUGAUAACAAUAUUACCAUGCAUUUCCGCGGACGAAACGUAACGCGACAACGUUACUUCAACGACACCAUGAUCUUUCUGUAUAAUUAUAAAUGAUUUAUUUUUCUACGUGAAACGUAAAACCGACGAGAGAGAGAGCUUCGAUAUACUGUAACAUACAAAAUACAGUAAACGUUUCUAGACUUUAGUGUACUAGCAGCGAGAGCUAAUCGCAUGAAAUCAUGUCAGGACGAUACGAUUGAUCAGUGUACAAAUCAAAUGGCGCCGUGUAAACAUUGUUCACAUGCUAUUUAUACCGGCUGGCGUAUGUAACGACUGCGUAAUUUUGUGUUAGAUCAAUAGUUCACUUGUAUAACGACUGAAAUACUCAUAACCAGUGGAUAUCUUCAUACUUCCUAAUAUUGUUACAAUAAAAUUCAUAUUUUGAACGCA
Molecule: messenger RNA, 4908 nt
Organism: Megalopta genalis
Lineage: Eukaryota; Metazoa; Arthropoda; Insecta; Hymenoptera; Halictidae
Gene: Vps15
Product: vacuolar protein sorting 15
Biological process (GO): macroautophagy; protein phosphorylation; protein targeting to vacuole
Cellular component (GO): phosphatidylinositol 3-kinase complex, class III, type I; late endosome; nucleus-vacuole junction
Molecular function (GO): protein serine/threonine kinase activity; ATP binding; protein binding
Source: RefSeq, a predicted model, not a curated record